AUGGAGAGCUCUGCCAAGAUGGAGAGCGGCGGCGCCGGCCCGCAGCCCCAGCAGCCCUUCCUGCCGCCCGCAGCCUGCUUCUUUGCCACGGCCGCGGCACAGAGCGCGCAGCAGCCUCCGCCGCCGCCGCCGCCGCCGCCGCAGCUGAGCCCCGCGGCCGACGGCCAGCCCUCAGGGGGCGGUCACAAGUCAGCGCCCAAGCAAGUCAAGCGCCAGCGCUCUUCGUCUCCCGAACUGAUGCGCUGCAAACGCCGGCUCAACUUCAGCGGCUUUGGCUACAGCCUGCCGCAGCAGCAGCCGGCCGCCGUGGCGCGUCGCAACGAGCGCGAGCGCAACCGUGUCAAGCUGGUCAACCUGGGCUUCGCCACCCUUCGGGAGCACGUACCCAACGGCGCGGCCAACAAGAAGAUGAGCAAGGUGGAGACGCUGCGCUCCGCCGUCGAGUACAUCCGCGCGCUCCAGCAGCUGCUGGACGAGCACGACGCGGUGAGCGCCGCCUUCCAGGCCGGUGUCCUGUCGCCCACCAUCUCCCCCAACUACUCCAACGACAUGAACUCCAUGGCCGGCUCGCCGGUCUCAUCCUACUCUUCGGACGAGGGCUCCUACGACCCUCUCAGUCCCGAGGAACAAGAACUGCUCGACUUCACCAACUGGUUCUGA
This is a messenger RNA of Budorcas taxicolor (takin), 660 nucleotides long. RefSeq names its product achaete-scute family bHLH transcription factor 1 (gene ASCL1). The coding region runs from base 1 to 660 and encodes 219 amino acids. Gene Ontology annotation, cellular component: RNA polymerase II transcription regulator complex. The record is from RefSeq and is a predicted model, not a curated record. Gene Ontology annotation, biological process: positive regulation of transcription by RNA polymerase II; sensory organ development; neuron differentiation. Lineage: Eukaryota; Metazoa; Chordata; Mammalia; Artiodactyla; Bovidae. Gene Ontology annotation, molecular function: DNA-binding transcription factor activity, RNA polymerase II-specific; RNA polymerase II transcription regulatory region sequence-specific DNA binding; protein dimerization activity. The transcript has a single exon.